CUUUAGGAAUGCAGUGAAGCAAAAGUGAAAGUUUUCAAAAUUAUAAAUAGUAAAGUACAGAUACCCCCAAAAAACGACUGAAGUGGUACUUAAUAGCCUAUGUAUUCUUAACCACCAUCAGUAGCAUCACUACUCCACUACUGGGUUGUCAUUGUCAUCUGAACAGAAGACUAAUGUUCUCUUUCUCUCCUAGAGGGUGGAUGUGACUUCCUGUCUGUAGCCCAUGUGACUGAUGAUGACAGUAUGGAGUUUCUCCUUCACCAUGAGACAAGAGAAACUCACGUCAUAUUAAACAUCACUCAAUUCAGCAAAUAUGGCAUCACCAAGGAUAAGGAAGCUCCUGUCUCUCCUAUCCGUGCUCUGGUGCUACUAUUUUACAACCUCCCAGAUGAUAACAAUAAUUCCACACUAAGUGUGUUGUUGCUGCCCAGAAAUGUUGACAUUGAUGAGGUGUGUAAGACCAGGGGGACAAGGAAUGGAGACCGAGAAAUCUACAUUGAAAUAAAUCCUAACUGUAGAAUAACCCGGGACCAAGAAUACACCCUCUCCACUGAUCUAACAGAUGAACAUCACAUAGAUCCAGAGAAAGCAGAGUUUGUGGAUUAUGAUUCCUAUACAAACUACAUGCCAACAUUUCAGUUGCGUUUAAAAACUGUUGUUGAAGAAGUGAAUCUUCUUCUGAAAGAACAUGGCAGUCCUGAAAAUGAAAGUGUAUGGGACCGCCUUGUUUCACUACCAGUUACACCUCCAGAUGGCGCUAGAGCAGCAUCCAAACUGCAUGAACCUGCUGCUCCCCUUAUGGGCAUUUCCAUCCACCCCCCUCAACAGACGUCCACUCUGCCCACCACCUCAAUGAAGCUGGUAGCUGCUUCUGAGAGGGAACAGAAGCCAGCAGGGGCAGAGAGGGACAAACUCACCAGCACCUCUUCUGGAAUGUUGACCCGGUCUGGAGAGAAGCGUCGCCGUCUGGAAAGGCAGAGGAAGGGGCCUAAGUCUCUGGACAUCAGGAGAUCCUCCAUGUUGGAAGUUCUAGACCUGUUGCUGGCCACUCUGGAGGAGCUCACUGAAGAACAGCUGGAGACAUUUCAGUCUCACCUGACAACAUCCCAGCUGCCUGGCUUUCCUCCCAUCCCAGAGAGCCAGCUGGAGAACACUGACAGACAGGACACGGUGGAUCAGAUGGUGCAGAGAUACGACCAUGAGGGAGCUGUGGAGAUCACAGUGGAGAUCCUGAGGGAGAUGAAUCAGCAUGAUCUCGCUAAGAAGUUACAAAGAGAUCACAGAGGAAAGAAAAGGAAAAAAAUUACACAACCAGCUGGCGAUACAGCAGGGAGAAAACCAAAUGUUUCUUAUCUGCUGCUGGGCGCUCUGGCAGAGCUGGUUUCAGAACAGCUGGAGAGCUUUCAGUGGCACCUGAUUCACGGUGAGGGAUUUACUUCAAUCCCAGGGGGCCAGCUGGAGAACGCUAACAGACUGGUCACAGUGGAUAGGAUGGUGCAGCAAUACCACGAGGACGGUGCUGUGAAGAUCACACUGGAGAUCCUGAGGAAGAUGCGCCAGAACAAAAUGGCUGAUGAGUUAGAGAAGAAGUUCCCAAACAAUGUCUGAAUUGUAUACUGUUUGUCUACAACUGUAUACAGUACUGUUUGUCUACAACUCUGUACUGUAUGUCUACAACUGUAUAUGCAUUCACACAUUAAGUCUUCUCUGGAGUUGGGCUCAGGGAUGGAACAACUGUUGAACAUCUGUGGUUGUUUGUGGGGGAAGGGUGGAUAGUGUGUAUGACUGUGGGUGUGAGUAUCCUACAUAUGUUGCUAUGGGGUAAUGGUGUUAGGGAAGAUGUAGGAUGAAUCACAAUAAUGUUUUGCCAAAAUAAUAAUUGCUUGCUUAAAAAUGUGAUUUUUGUAAUGCCAGUUUUGGUUCUAGGUAACAAUCCUUUGUAUGAACUGCCUAGAUUAUUGCUCAUAACUAUUUGUUAAUUGUAGACAUAAUGCAUUUGCAAAUCAUGUCUUCUCUUGAGUUGGGCUCUGGGAUGGAGCAACUGUCUUCUCUUGAGUUGGGCUCUGGGAUGGAGCAACUGUCUUCUCUUGAGUUGGGCUCUGGGAUGGAGCAACUGUGGAAUAUCUUUGUGAGAGAAGGGUGGUGUAUGUAUCCCACAUCUGUUGCUAUGGUGUCAGGGACGAUAUAAGAGGAAUCACAAAAAUUGUUUCCAAAAUAAUAAUUGCUUACCAAAAAUAAAAAUAAAUGUGUAAUGCCUG
Molecule: messenger RNA, 2258 nt
Organism: Salvelinus fontinalis (brook trout)
Lineage: Eukaryota; Metazoa; Chordata; Actinopteri; Salmoniformes; Salmonidae
Exons: 11
Coding region: 244-1608 (454 amino acids)
Cellular component (GO): cytoplasm
Source: RefSeq, a predicted model, not a curated record